This is a messenger RNA of Spodoptera littoralis (African cotton leafworm), 348 nucleotides long. NCBI's taxonomy places the organism in Eukaryota, Metazoa, Arthropoda, Insecta, Lepidoptera, Noctuidae. The record is from the annotation of a GenBank genome assembly.
AUGUCUGAUGACGGAUCGACGGCUGUGGAGAAGAAAGGACGCGGUAGAGCUAAAGCUAAUGGAACACAAUCAGAGGCUAAGGGUGAUACCAAGAAAAGGGGGAGACCCCCAGCAGCAACCAGGACUAAGGAAUCUACAAAAUCCUCAGAUGAUGAGCAAGCUCCAGUAGCGAAAAGAGGUCGAGGUAGGCCUAAGGGAUCCAAGAAAAAGGCAGCAGCUAAAGGCAAGAGUGCACCAGUUGAAGGAAGGGCCCGUGGACGACCACGUAAGGAUCCUGUAAAAGAUGCUGCAUCCACUGAUGAGGAACAGGAUGAAGAUUAUGAAGAUGAGGGCUCUGAGGAGCAGUAA